Molecule: messenger RNA, 1243 nt
Organism: Vigna umbellata (rice bean)
Lineage: Eukaryota; Viridiplantae; Streptophyta; Magnoliopsida; Fabales; Fabaceae
Gene: AGP19
Product: arabinogalactan protein 19
Cellular component (GO): plasma membrane
Source: RefSeq, a predicted model, not a curated record
AUGACAGAAGUCUAAACGACUAGGACCUGGGAUUUCAAGGGUCCCCCUGGAUCCAAGGGAAGCUAACUUGUUAGAUGAUUAAUGUGUAAAUGAUGUCACAAUCACAUGAAGGCUACAUCCUUCCUUCCACAGAUAGUUCACUCCAUACGUUUCAACCUCGUGCUUUUCAAUAGGUCAUAUAUAAGACAAGCAAACUCUCUUCAUUCCAACCACAUCACAAACAUUCAACAUACAAUGGCUGUGGUGUUCUGGUCAUUGGUUUUAGUGUGCCUCUGCUUCCAGCUACCUUCCAAUGCCCAAGCACCUGCAACUGUGCCCCCAGUGCAGUUGCCACCUACAACCCCAGCUGCAACAUCUCCCUCUUCUACCACACCACCGGUGGCAACACAGCCACCAACAGUGGUGGCAUCCCCUCCCACUACAACCACACCACCAACAACAUCCCCACCACCUACAACUGUAGCUCCUGUGACACCACCUUCUCCCAAGAUUGCACCAGCUUCAAGCCCCAAAGCCCCACCACCCCAAACUCCACCACAACCACCAAAACCAUCUCCUGUCUCACCUCCCACAUCACCACCCCCACUACCGCCACCACCAGUUGCUACACCACCACCAUUGCCGCCACCAAAGAUAGCCCCUACACCAGCCAUAACACCCCCAACUCCUGCACCAGUAAAGGCAACACCAGCACCAGCACCUGCACCAGCAAAGCCAGCUCCAACUCCAUCUCCUGUUCCUCCACCACCAACACUGGCACCAACACCAGUAGUAGAGGUACCAGCACCGGCACCAUCAUCACAUAAACAUAGAAGGCACAGGCACAGGCACCGGAGACAUCAAGCACCUGCUCCAGCACCAACCAUUAUCCGCAAAAGCCCACCUGCACCACCUGAUUCCACAGCAGAAUCAGACACAACACCAGCACCAUCACCAAGUCUGAAUUUGAAUGCUUCUCCACCAAAUCACCAGCAAGGGAGAAAUAUAUGGGCAACAGCUGGGCUUGCAGCUGCUGUUUUUCUGGCUGUGACCGGCUACAGCUGCUAGCAAUUUCAUGGUGACCAAGGAUUCACUUUAAUGAGUUAUUUGGUUUGCAAAAUAUCAAAUUUUUAAUGUGCAUAGAUCUAAAUAAUGAGAAUCUAUACCUAUGAUUCUUAUUUUAUUUUUUUGUGAUCUUUGCUCAGAAGUAUUAAUGGAUAUGCAUUUUUGAAUUAUUGAAAUAAUCAGGAAAUGUCAAACAAAA